UCCGCACUCAGUUCGUUGAAAAUUUCGCACACUAUUUCGAUCGCUUUAUCUCUCUCUUUCUAUGUCCGAGCUAAAAAAGAACGAGACGGCUCAUUUUCAUUUCUAAAAAAAUAUUAUUUUUAUUUAAUUAUUUAUUUACGUUUUCUUUAUCAUUUCUCCAACAAUUUCACAUAAAUCUAUCGAUUUCAAACCCUAAAAAAUUAUUCAAGAAAUUAACCAACACCACCACCAACACUCCUUUAACAAGAAGAAGAUCGAUUACAAAGGCUCAGAAAACACGGUUUAAAACUCAAACUGCAUUCUCUAUUUAUAUUUGUAAUGCUUUGUAAUUUGGGAUGAUGCAUAACAUAUUGUCGUACCGGAGGUGAAUUGAUGGAGAGCUUGGGAAUCACUUGGAGAGGAUAGUUGAUAAAAUUCCUUGCUUACAGUCUUACCUAGUACAAACAAGAAAUUUUAAUGAAGAUGAUUUGAUAUUUCAAGGUCCUCAAAGCCAUUUUAUGCAGAUUCCGAUUCUGAAUUUACAAGAAUGAGGCAGUUCGUGGGACGAUUAAAUGAGCAGAAAGGAGGUGUUUCUUUUGUCAUCUCAAAGUCUUAGCUGCUGAUAACUUGUUUGGCGGAUUAUCUAUGCCUGGAAACGAAGUUGGAGAUAGGAUCCAUAAUUUCUUUGGCCAAGAGAACUUAUCUCAGAGCCAGCACCUCCCGGAGGUUGUUGAAGGGACUUGGCAAGGGUUAGGUAACAAUCAGUGGAUUGGUCAGAGACAGAUCGGCACACCAUUUAUAUCUCAUCUAAAGAAUCACCCUGUACAGCAAUCAGCUGAUUCUGAGAGAGGAAAUGGGGGACAAUCAUCAGGGUCGCAGCAUGGUGUGAGUUUUUCUCAAUCAAUUUUGAGGCCUGAGUUCGUUAGAAGUCAAUCUCAAAACCAACUGACUUUGAAUGGCUACGCACAUGGGAACCAGGUUUUCCAGACAAGGCAGAAUGAAGCAAACUUUUUGGGAGUGGAUUCAGAAUCUGAUCCACGAAAUCUGACAUCAAGAGGUUUUUCAUUUCUUGAUGCACAAAUAGGAAGUGGUCCCGAACUUCAGAAGAAAAAUUCUGUAAGGAUGGAUUUUAAUGAUCCUCCUGUUAAUUAUGAUUUUUUGGGAGGUCAGCAGCAAAUGAGUAGCCAGCGUCCUGGCACGUUCCUAUCUAUUCCAAGGCAGCAGUCUGGGAUCAAUGACAUGCAGCUUGUACAUCAACAGGCCAUGCUCAAGCAAAUGCAAGAUAUUCAGAGGCAACAGCAGCAUCAGAAGCAACAAUUGCAGCAACAAGAAGGAAGGCAACUGAAUUCUGGAAGUCAGGUUUCCACUUUUGCAAAGCAGGCAGCUGGCCCUCUUCCAUCAUCUCUCAUCAACGGCAUUCCCAUGCAUGAUGCAUCUAAUUAUCAAUGGCAGCCGGAGCUUAUGACAGCUAAUAUGAACUGGCCACAGCGUAGCAUGUCUCCAGCUAUGCAAGGAUCUUCUGGUGGACUAAUGUUUUCCCCUGAGCAAGGCCAAACACCGCGCUUGAUGGGAAUGAUUCCUCAGCAUGUUGAUCAGUCUCUUUAUGGCGUCCCCAUCUCUGGAUCAAGAGUUGCUGCAAACCAGUUUUCUCCUGUCCAAACGGACAAAUCUAUGCAACAUCGUAUGUCAGGAAGCAGCAACUCCUUCCUGGGUAAUCAGUAUACUGGGUUUCCAGAUCAAGCUAGCAUGCAGGAUAGCACUUUGGUUUCUAGACAGGGGUAUCAGGGAAAAAGUAUGGCAGGGACUGCUGAUAGUCAAGGUUUAAGUGGUGGAUUUAUGUUUGAAAACUUGCAGCAUGUAGAUCUCAGGCAAAGCAAUUGCUCUGGCCAGGGAUUUCAUGGAAAGCAGGAUCUGAUUGGCACAUCAGAAACUGCAUCGGAGAAAACAGUGGCGCAGGUUGCCCCUUCGCAGAAUGUGGCCACCCUAGAUCCAACUGAGGAAAAGAUUUUGUUUGGUUCAGAUGAUAAUUUGUGGGAAUCUUUUGGCAGGGGGACAAACAUGGGUUCAGGAGGUUAUAAUAUGUCAGAAGGCUCAGAUUUGUUUGGGGCAUUUCCUUCUUUACAAAGUGGGAGUUGGAGUGCUCUCAUGCAAUCUGCCGUAGCAGAAACAUCUACUGCUGAUAUUGGGCAUCAAGAAGAGUGGAGUGAUGUGGCUUACCAAAGUAGCGAACCUGCAUGCAAGAAUCAGUCAGCGGCAACUGUUAAUGACAGUGGCAAACAACAAUCCAAUUGGGCUAAUAACAGAUUGCAGGCAGGCUCUUUGCCAAAAGCUAGUCCUUGUAAUCUGCCCGAUGGCAACAACACUGCUGUCAGCUAUAAUAAUUUUGCAGGGGUUAAGCACUCCGGAGUCAGUAUAUCAAAUGAACAGAGUGAGAUGCCUCGUGCCAGUCCUUCUCAGAGAUUUGCUCAGCCCUUUUCGGGAGAAGGAACCAAAUGGUUGGAUCGCAAACUUCUGCAAACACCUAUUUCUGAAGGUGCUAUUAUGAAGAACCAGGGGAAUGAAAAAUCAUCACUAUCUUCUCAGGAUGUUGAGAAUAAGAGUCCCAUGUUUGAGGCAACAGGUUAUGGUGCUGAUAUGUGGAAGACUGAUACUGUUUCUAAUUCAUUUACUGAAAUGGAGAAUGCAAAAUCCACCCCUGGAAGCGCGCAGGUAAGAAGAGCAAAUUCUAACCGCAGUCAAGUUGCUGCAUUGCCUGAUUCAAGCAAUGUAAGGGAGAACCAGGAGAACAGUCAACAGCCUCCCAAUGGUAGUAAUAUUGAUAUCUGGAAACAUGUUAAUUCUUCAGUCAACUCUAGAGGACACGAGUUCCCUGGAAAGUUCCAAUUUCGUGUGGACAAGAGUCAUCAAACUUUUGAGUCACCAGGAAAUAGUAAUGUGAGCAAUGGGGCUGAUGAAUCUCAUGAUUAUCCUGAUUCAAAGGAAUUCAAACACGAUAGCUCUGGUAAUGCACCCCACUACACUGCCACCAGUGGAGGGAGAGAAAAUGCCUGGCUAGAUGAAAAUCAUCCGUCUGGGGGAAAACUAAAGGCAUCUGAUCAUAUUAAUAGGAAGUCUUCUGGAGUUCGUAAAUUUCAAUAUCAUCCUAUGGGGGAUCUGGAUGCUGAUCUUGAACCUUCUUAUGGAACAAAAAAUGCUGCACAUUUGCAGCAAACACAGGUUUCUCAAGGGUUUAAAGGUCAUAGCCAUGGAGGUUUUGGACAAUCAACAUUUCCUGCUCAGACAACUAAAUCUCUGCAAAAUGAGAAGGGUCAGUUUCCUGGUUUUCAAGGAGAAACAACAGGCUCAAAUGAAAUGAAAUACAGACUUUCAGGUUCUGCACCUAGCACUUCUACUUCCUUUGACCGACAUGUUUUUGAAAAUGCAAAAAGCAAAACAACAUCAUCAAGUCAGAAUAUGCUUGAGCUUCUUCAUAAGGUGGAUCAAUCAAGAGAGCAUGGAAAUGCAGCACAUUUUAGCUCUUCCGACUGCAAUCAGUCUUCUGAGAUGCACGAAAUAAGAAGUUCUGCUGGAUCUGCUCACCUCCAACAUAACCAGUCAUCCACAUCUCAGGGUUUUGGUUUACAACUUGCUCCCCCAUCUCAACUCUUGCCCAUUCACGAUCAUGGAUUUUCUUCUCAGAACCCCUCCCAGACUACAAACUCCUCUAGUUUAAUUCGUGCCCCUCCUGAAGUAGGGGAAAAGAGCCAAACAUGGUUGGCGUCUACAUCCUCUGUUCAGGCCUUGCCUCCUUCCCAUGAAACAUCUCAAGUAGAAUCGAGGAAUAAUGUUUCUGGUACUGGUCGACAUAUUGAGAAGAGUCCUCAUGGAAAUUUUCCUGCUGGGUUUCCCCCGGGAUUUCCUUAUUCAAAAAGUCAUCUUCAAAAUCAACAAAUGUAUGAUAUCGGUGGACAGGCAACUAACAGCCAACCUGUCAAUGUUUAUUUGGAUAGGUUUGUUUCCCAGUCAAAACAGAUGAAUGAAUCUUUUGUGAGAGCUAAGAGUGCUCAGUCGGCACCUAGAAGUACUUCGCAAAACAGUGUUGCUCCAUCCGGUGAAAUACCUCAGCUGGGUAAUGAAAACCAAAAUAAUGCAAGAGAUUCUUUCCCCCAAUUCCCCAUUCUAGAGUCUGUGCCAGCUCAGAAAAAUUCGUUUGUAUCUGGCACAUUACAGGAGAGUGCUUCAGCAAAAAUGUCGUCCGGUACAUGGACCAAUGUUUCUGUUCCGCAACAUUCAUCUGGGCUGCAGCCUUUGAAGGUUUCAUCCAAUAUCUCUAAGUCUAAUCUUCAACUGAAUAAUGAAUCUGAAACAACUUCCUCUAUAUCACAGAAACCGGGUAACAGUGCACUAAUGACAGGGAUGAGGCCAUCUGAGUCUGGUGUAUCUUCCGGGAAUUCACAUGCAAAUUUUGCAAUGGAGUCUGCAAAAGGGGAACAGUCGCAGCAAGUUGCACCUGAGAAUGACCCUGCACAGAAGACAAUAAGGGUUUCACAAGGAAAAGAAUCUGUUGCAAAUUUUGUCGCCGGCACUCCUACAUCAGAUUGCAACAGUACACAAAGAGAGAUUGAAGCUUUUGGCAGGUCUUUAAGGCCCAAUAACAUUUGGCAUCAAAAUUACCCCUUAACUCACCAAGUUCAGAACAUAAAAAUGGCGGAAGUUGAUUUGGAGAAUAGAAGUUUGAAGAGAUUUAAAGGUCAAGAUGAUGUUGGGGAUUCUCAAAAGGUAGGCCUCCAAGGAGGACAGCAGUUUGAUGCUCAGAAUAAUAUGGUUAGAGAUGCAACAAGAGAUUGUACUUCAAUUCCCUCUGGUGAUUCUGAUAUGCUAAACUUUUCAGCAAAAUCAACGGAUCCUCAAGAUACAAAUAUUUGUUCUCAGGAGAUGCUUGCAUUUGGUCGAAAUGAUUCUCAGAAUGUUGCUACUAGUAGUGCAGUUCCUGUGAGAACUGAGCAUUCUCAUAUCAGUCCCCAGAUGGCUCCAUCCUGGUUUGAUCAGUAUGGAACUUUUAAAAAUGGGCAGAUUUUACCUUUGCAUGAUGCGCAUAAACCUGUCGGAAGACCUUCCAAUAGUUUGUAUCCUCAUGCUCCAGGGGAGCAAGGAAAUGCUAUUGCAGCUGAUGCCAAUCAGCAUGGUCUACUCCAAAAAGGAUCAACCUCUUCUUUUGUUGCAAGUGAGGGUCUGUCUUCGCCUCUGUUGACGAAUCCAUAUGCUGCUGCUGUAACCUUAACUAUGGCGAGACCAAAGAAGCGUAAAAGUGCUACAUCAGAACUUGUCCCGUGGCAUAGGCAGGUGGCUCAUGGACUUCAAAUGCUUAAUGUUAGUACUGCGGAAUUAGACUGGUCUCGCGUAGCCAACAGAUUGACUGAGAAGAUGGAAGAUGAAGUUCAAAUGGUAGGCGACGGACCACCAGCAUUUAGAUCUAAGAAACGACUUAUAUUGACAACACAGCUUAUGCAGCUGCUCUUUCGUCCUCCUCCAGCAUCAAUUUUGUCUACAGAUGCUAUGUCACAAUAUGAGAGUGUUUUGCACUUUGUUGCUCGGUCAACCCUUGGAGAUGCUUGCAGCACACUAUCUUGUGCUGGAAGUGAUAAUGCGAUGCCUUCGAGCAGUGGGAACCUAGUUCCGGAGAAGACAUCCGAGAGAAUUAUAGAUCAAUACUUCUCAAAAGUUGUGGAAGACCUGAUCAGUAGAGUGGGGAAACUAGAGAAUGAUAUCUUGAGGUUGGAUAAAAGAGCAUCUGUUCUAGACUUUAGAGUGGAAUGCCAAGAGCUAGAGAAGUAUUCUGUUAUCAACCGUUUUGCAAAAUUUCAUGGCCGGGGACAAGUUGAUGGGGGUGAGAACUCAUCGCCCUCUGAUGCAUCCACUAAUUCUCAGAGAUCCUGCCUCCAGAGAUAUGUCACUGCACUUCCCAUGCCUAGGAAUCUCCCUGAUGGGGUACAGUGUUUUUCACUUUGACCAUUAAUUAAUUGAUUUUUGUUUCAUGGCCAAUUAUCUCCACAUCCUCAUACUUCUCCGAAUCAUUUCUACCAACCUAUUUACUGGAGCUUGCUCACUGUAUAACCACACGGAUGGGCAUGUAGGAGGUCUGAAUACUAGAUCGUCUCCUUAGAAGCAAUGGGAGGCUGUUAGAUCUUUACAAUCUAGGCCAUCAGUAUCAUAUUCAUUCUUGAACAGUAUAAUCUGGUCUUGUAUACAUUAAAUGAUUAGAAGAUGGGAUUCCCAGCCAAUUUUUUUCCUGUAAAAGGGGGUUAACAGAUGGCAGUAUGAUUCAGUAAUGAUGUUCACAAUUUAGCUAAAAAUUGAUAAGUGUGCUUUUGCCUGCAAAGCUUCCGAUCACACAUUUUAAAACGGGACAUAAGGGUUUUACCUUUUGCACUCCCUUGUUUUCUGGAGGAAGAAAGAGGGGGGGGGGGGGGGGGGGGGGGGUUGAAGGGUGGCUUUUGCUGGGACGGGGGAGAUUGGUAGGGUGAGGCCAGUAACUUUCAUGGCUGGCUUUUGCUGGGACAGGGGGGGAUUGGUAGGGUGAGGCCAGUAACUUUCAUGGCUCAAAGUGAGAAAUAGCUAGUUUUCGUGAAAUAAUUGUGUAUUUUUCAUUUUGGCCCUUUUAUUAUAUUGUACAAAUUGGCCGUGCUACAAAAUAUUUGUGGGACUAGACGUUCCAAGAAAUGGUGAAAAACAUGCAAAGAUAAGUUGCCAAAUUGAAUGGACAGUUACGAGCAGUUUCAAUUUUGUUUCCUCAA
This is a messenger RNA of Mercurialis annua (annual mercury), 6752 nucleotides long. RefSeq lists its product as uncharacterized. The record is from RefSeq and is a predicted model, not a curated record. NCBI's taxonomy places the organism in Eukaryota, Viridiplantae, Streptophyta, Magnoliopsida, Malpighiales, Euphorbiaceae. The coding region runs from base 625 to 5967 and encodes 1780 amino acids. The transcript has 12 exons.